CUUUACUCUUCAUUUAAAUAUUUUAAUUUAUAUUUAGACAUGGAUAGGAAAGGAGAAAAAAAUAACCAUUAAUGUAAGCAAUAGUCAGUUAUACUGUGCAGAAGAUCACUGCUUUCUUUUAUUCCUUUUCUUCCAGGAUUUUAUCUUUAAGUAAACAAUUCACUUGGUUUUGUAUAUAUUACUUUGUACUUAUCAACCAAUCAUAUGUAAAUGGAAUAGAUUUAUGCGGAAAACGAAUUCUAUCCACAGGAUCUUUACAAUCUUUCAGUGUAUUUCAACUGUCGUUUAUGUGUUGGGCAUGAUAUUCAUAGCAGUUCAAUAUCUGUCUAGGCUGAACAUAUUGAGGAUAACACCUUAAAUCUCCAGUAGUUGUUCUAACAACUUCACUAAAUUAUGUCAGAUAUCAUAUUAUCAGAAGAAAACCUACCCAAUCAAUUAUUUGAAUGUAAAAGGCUAAAAAACCCAAAACAUAUUCGAUUUUGUGCUUCUCCGUUUACAUUUUCACCUGACUCAAAUACAUUUUUUCAAGAAUUUAGUAUUUACCCGACCUAUUUGAAUGUCAGCUGUUCAUCUAAUAUAGAGAUUAGUAAUAUUGUCAGUCUAGGUAGAAAAUGCUAUCCACUGCAUGGAAAUAAUGCUCGUAACUGUUGUCGCCUAUUGUGCAUAAAUCAUAAUACAUCAAUAAUUCAUGAAGAUUCAAAGCAAAAUUCAUUCAACACGAAUCCAAAUAAAUCAGACUAUUUAUAUAGAAACUUAUUUGACCAGGAUUUUAUUGAAUCUCAUUGUAAGCGAUGUGAAGAGCCAUUUACGCAUGAUGAAAACAUCGUUUCCGUGAGAGAUGGAGUCUAUCAUCCAACGUGUUUUGUAUGUGCCCAAUGUUUCCAGCCUUUGUCAAACAAAGAGUUUUAUGAGUUCGAGGGUCGUAGGUACUGCAAAUAUGAUUUUCAAGUAUUAUUUGCACCUUUCUGUUUUAAAUGCGGUGAAUUUAUAAUGUCAAAAGUUGUGAAAGCGGUGAGUCGAAGUUGGCAUCCAGAAUGUUUAAUCUGUGAUGAAUGUGGAGUUCAGCUUGUUAGCAAAGGCUUUCAGCGACACAAAAGUAGGAUUUUAUGUAAAGACUGCUGGCCUGUUGUAUGUCAAGAGUUGGUGGGAUGUCAUAUCUGUCAAACUUGUAACAAACCAAUUGAAGUUGACAAGCAUAUCAAGUACAUGGGAGAUUUCCAUCACCCACAUCAUUUCCACUGUUUCGACUGCAAAGAAGAACUCGGUCCAGAUGCACAUGAACGUGGAGGUGAACUGUAUUGCUUAAGAUGUUUCGGUCGAUCGGGUAUACCAAUAUGCUCCGCAUGCAGACGUCCAAUAGGAGGACGGAUAGUUUGGGCACUUGGAAAAGUUUGGCAUGUCGAACAUUUUGUAUGCCAUCACUGUGAAAUACCGUUUAUGGGCAGCCGCUUUUAUGAAUGGCAAGGGCAUGCUUAUUGUCUUCUCCACUAUCAGUCUAAAAUUGGAAGUAUUUGUCAUAUUUGUACAAAGCCUGUUACUGGUAUAUUGGCCAAAUUCACAAAUAAAAUCUACUGUCCUGAACACUUCCGGUGUUCAUUAUGUGACAGAAAACUAGAUGAAAAAUCUAAACUAUAUGAAAUCGAUUUGAAACCGGUAUGCAAAGAAUGUUAUGACAAACUACCAAUGCACUGGAAAAAGACUCUGGCAAAAAUUCAUCGAACAGACAGACAAAAAUGGAGUGACUGA
Trichobilharzia szidati is the source of this 1746-nucleotide messenger RNA. The record is from the annotation of a GenBank genome assembly. NCBI's taxonomy places the organism in Eukaryota, Metazoa, Platyhelminthes, Trematoda, Strigeidida, Schistosomatidae.